Molecule: messenger RNA, 4758 nt
Organism: Aureococcus anophagefferens
Lineage: Eukaryota; Pelagophyceae; Pelagomonadales; Pelagomonadaceae
Exons: 2
Coding region: 1-4758 (1585 amino acids)
Biological process (GO): protein deubiquitination
Molecular function (GO): calcium ion binding; cysteine-type deubiquitinase activity
Source: RefSeq, a predicted model, not a curated record
AUGCGGCGGUCCCUGAAGGCGUCGCGGAAGGCGGGCAGCGUGAGCCCGCCGCCGCGGGACGAGGGCCACUUCGCCCUCGAGGACGAGGUGACGACGGCGGCCUUCGUGCGGCUCUGCGGCGUCGAGGAGCGGCAGUCCGGCGGGGGGUCGCGGAGCAGCUCGCGCGGCGGCUACCUGAGCUUCGGGAGCCGCCACGCCGGGGAGCGCGAGCGCGAGCCGCGCAUGUCGCGCGCCUUCUUCACCGCGCGCGUGCUCGCGGAGCUCGACGGGUCGCUCCCGCGCUACGUCGCGCGCGCGCUCGCCAAGGCCUGCGACCGGGACGGCGACGGCUUCGUCUCCCGGGGCGAGUUCUGCGCGGCUUUGAGGGUUGCGUCGCGGGGGUCCGCCGCGGACCGGUCGCUGCUCCUCUUCGAGUGCGUCGCGCGGCGCGACCGCGACGGCGCCGACGCCGCGGAGCUCUGCGAGUUCGCGCGGCGCUUCCUGAACCACGGCGCGGGUCGGCCCGGCGUGUCGCCGCCGCCGGGCGCGCCCUUGGGCGACCGCGUCGCGCUGGCCCUGCGGGGCGCGCUGCCCCGGGGCUUCGCGAGCCGCGCGCAAUUCGUCGCGGCCGCCGAGGACCUCGAGGACCUCGAGCUCGUCGCGGCCUGCUGCGGCCGCGCGCUCUGCCCGUCGCCGGCGGAGGUGCGCGCGGGGUCGUCGCCGCGGCGCGAGGCCAAGGACGACGACGCCAAGGGCGCGGAGACGCCGCGCGGCGGCGACGACCCGGAGGCGCCGCCCGACGAGUCCGCGCCCGAGCGCGUCGCCGCGGACCGGCUCUGGCGGCGCCUGCGGGCGACGUCCGCGUCGGGCGCCGUCGACGUCGCGGCGUUUCGCAACGCCCUGGGGCCGAACGUGAGCCGCAAGGCCGCGAGACGGCUCUUCGAGACCGUCGACGAGACGCGGUCGGGCGUGUUGCACCGCGCGGAGCUCGUGGCGAACCUGGCGCCCCUGUUGGAUUCGAGCGCCCCGCCCUCCGAGUUUAGGGACGUCGUGCGCGACGCGGCCUUCGUCUGGGGCGCCGCGCGGCCCGGCGACGUCGGCCUCGAGCGGACGAUCGUCGACCGCCUCGCGGCGCCCAGGUUCGGCGACCUGCGCGCGCGGGACCUGAACGUGGGCGAGUCCUGGUUCGUCGUGAGCCGGCGCUGGCUCGACGACUGGGAGACCUACACGGACACCGCGCGCGCGGCCGCCGCGGCCGCCGCGGGCGGCGACGGGACGACGGGCGACCUCAAGCUCUGGAGCCUCCAGGCGCCCGUGGCGUCGACGCAGACCUUGGAGUUCGCCGGGUCGACGCUGGGGUUUACCUUGGGCCUCAUGGGCCACAGCUCGCUGCGCGUGCGCCACGUGAAGAAGACGUGCCCGCACGAGGCGCGGUUGGACGUCGACGACGCGCUGACGCACGUCAACGGCGAGGCCCUCGUCUUCCCCUUUGGGGAGCGCGACUUCACGGAGCUGCUCGUGCGCCUGAAGACGGCGCCGCGGCCCUUGUACCUCGCGUUCCUGCGGGGCGACGGCGUCGCGACGCGGCCGCGACGGGGCACGUGCGACAAGCCCAACUCGGUGGCGAACGGGUCCUUGAUCAUCGGCGACGACCUGCGCGUGCCGCGACUGAGACGCGACGCCCAGCUCGGCGUCGACUACGAGGUGCUGCGCGAGGACGCCUGGCGGGCGCUCGAGGCCUGGUACGGCGCGGACGGCGCGAUCGAGCGGUCCGUCGCCGACGUCGGCGGCGACGCGCUCGAGCUCGAGCUCUACCCCAUCUUCGUCGACGUGCUCGACGACAAGGAGGAAUUGGUGGAGACGCUGCAGAUCAGCGCCCACGAGACCCUGGGCCGCGUCGACGCCAAGGUCCGGAGCUGCCUCGCGAAGGCCGACGACGACGGCGAGCAGAAGACCGACGAGCGCCGCGCCUUGCUCAAGGCCGGCGCCGGCGGCGAGUUCCGCACCCUGGAAACCUCGGAGGAGACCCUGGAGAACGUCGUCGGCGGCGAGGACCGCGCCUGGGCACGAUUGGAGCCGCGGGAGGAGGAGGGCGCGGUCCCGGCGCCGAAGAAGAAGCGGUGGAGCUUCACGUCGACGUCGCGGUCGCACGGCGACCCCGACGCGAAGGACGGCGCGGCCGUGGCCGCGCGGGACGCGGGGCUCUGCAACCUGGGCAACACGUGCUACAUGAACGCCACGGUGCAGGCGCUCUGCCACGCGCCGCCGAUCCGCGACUACUUCGCGAGCGGCGAGUACGCGUACGACGUCAACGUCGACAGCCGCUACUCGCCCCGCGGGGCGCUCGCGGCGUCCUUCGGCGAUCUGGUGGCGGCGUUGGCGACGCGCAAGGGGCCCGUGGCGCCCCACAAGUUCCGCCGCGUCGUCGGCAAGUUCGACGCGACGUUCGCGGGCUACGGGCAGCAGGACGCGUUCGAGUUCGCGUCGAAGCUCCUCGAGGGGCUCGGCGACGACCUCUCGGGCAUCGGCGACGGGAGCAAGCCCUACCUCGAGAACCCCCAGGUCGUCGACGGCCGCUGCGACCUCGACGGCGUCGUCGAUUCGGAAAACGCGAAGGUCCGCGAGGUCCCGGGCGACCCGUCGGCGACGGAGCGCGCGGUCGCGGACGCGUGCUGGACGAACGCGGCGCGGCGCGAGGACCACUUCGUGACGACGGCGCUGACGGGCCAGACGCGCGCGAAGCUCGACUGCAAGGAGACGGGCGAGUCCCUCGUGCUCUACGAGCCCUUUACCGCUCUGUCCGUGCCGCUGCCGCACAGCGCGCCGCGCUUCGACGUCCACGUCCGCGUGAGCCUCGCGUCGAACCGCAACUGGCCCGUGGACGUGCGCGUGAGCCUCGCCGACGCCAAGGACGAGGGCGAGGCGAAGGCCGCCGCGGCCUCGUUCCGCGGCCGCGCGCGGAGCCGCGGCGACAAGCGCGGCGACGCGAGUUACCCGACGGUCGGCGACGUUCUGGACGAGCUCUGCGCGCUGGACGAUCUGGUGACGGCCGACGGCGACCCCUGCGAGGCGUCGCUGGGCGAGUCGAAGCGCGAGCUCCCCGCGGGCGAGCGGCUGGAUCGCGCGACGCUGGUGGCCGGCAGGGUCGACGACGACGACCCGUCGGCCAUCGCGCAGCUGUUGGACGAUGAUGAUCGAUUGGACCUGGCGCUCCGUCGAGGUGCGCCGGGCGUGCGCCUCGUCGACGACGGCGACGGCGACGACGACGACGUCGACGGCGCGGUGAAGUCCCAGUCGAACCGGCCGCGCGCGCUCCGGUUUUCGUUGCGCGCGGCGCUCGACGCGCCCGACGACUCGCCCUACUUCCUGAGCCGGAAGCGGCCGACGCUCCUGGGCGCGCCCUUCGCGCUCCGGGCGACGCGGAGCAGCUCCUGCGCCGCGCUGUACGCGGCGGUCUGGGCCCAGAUCCGCGUCUACUUCGCGGACCUGCCGCGCCACCUCUUCGACGACACGGCCGAGGGCCCCGUCGGCGGCCGCAAGUACCCCUUCGAGCUCCGCCGCGCGCAGCCGCCGCGGCCGACGAAGCCGGACAAGGGCGGGGCCUACUCGUCGCGCCGGUCGCGGCGCCGGUCGCCGGACCGCUUCGCGCGGUCGCCGGGCGACCGGCGCGGCUUCGCGGGCGCCAAGGCGGGCCGCGCGGACCGCGCGGCGUCGUUCGACGACGAGCCCAUCGCGCCGCCGCGCGAGGACCGCCACGCGGGCGCCCUGGUGCCCGAGGACGACGAGGCCAACCCGGCCUUCUUCGACGACCUGGAGGACGGCGAGUUCUUCAUCGUCGACCUGCUGGACGCGGCGCGCGACGCGUUCGCGAGCUCCGACGCGAUCGCGGGCUUCGCGCGGCCCCACGCGUCGCUCGCCGGCGACGCGCCGAAGCGGCCCGGCGAGCCCCACCGCGCCCUGCGCGACGACGCGGACCGGGGCCGCGAGAGCUCGCUCCAGCAGUGCUUCGAGGCCGCGUUCAAGGGCGACGGCGACGCGUUGGAGCGGCGGUCGCCCAAGCUCGAGCGCGACGCCAAGUGGACGCGCGACGUGCGCCUCGUGGUCGCGCCGCCCGUGCUCGUCGUGCACCUGAAGCGCUUCGGCGAGACGGGCACGGGCCGCAAGGUGAAGCGGUCCGCGAAGGUGAGCUUCCCGCUCGACGGGUUACGGGUGGACGACUUCGCGUUCGCGGGCCGGUCCGACGCGGGCGCGCCCUGGACCUACGAUUUAGUGGCUGUCGUCAACCACAUCGGCGGGCUCAGCGGCGGCCACUACACCUGCGCCUGCCGCGUCGACGCGCGCGACGGCCGGGGCCCGCGGCCGGGCGACCGCUGGCUCGAGUGCAACGACCGCCACGUGUCCGACCUGGACGCGAAGCUCGUCUGCUCGCCCCAGGCCUACGUCUUGGUCUACCUGCGGCGCGACGCGCCCCAGGCCCUCGUGCGCGAGGCGCGGCCCCGGCGCCGCGACGACAAGGUCGACGUCGGCGCGAUCCUCGACGCGGCGACCAAGAGCUCGCGCCGCGCUAGAUCGCCGGCCAAGGUCCGGCCCGAGAAGGAGAAGCGGGGCGCGGCCAAGGCCCGCGACGGCAACGCGAGCGACGACAAGACCGACGACGAGGACGACGGGCCCAAGUCCGACGACGACGGCGCCAAGGACGCGCCGCUCCGCAAGUCGCGCGGCCGCAAGUUCGUCUCGGGCCUCAUGUCCGCGCUCCGCGGCGGGCGCGCGGACAAGUAG